Messenger RNA from Rhodofomes roseus, 1013 nucleotides. Its product is annotated as chromatin associated protein KTI12. NCBI's taxonomy places the organism in Eukaryota, Fungi, Basidiomycota, Agaricomycetes, Polyporales, Fomitopsidaceae. The transcript has 5 exons. The record is from RefSeq and is a predicted model, not a curated record. The coding region runs from base 114 to 1013 and encodes 299 amino acids.
CAUGGCUAUCGACCGCCCGACCACCACGAUUCUUCGCUUGAAAAGCACGCAAUCAUAAAAACAUCUGUAAUAACCUACUGUACUUAUCGUCGGUACAGCAAGCCCGAUCUCUCAUGGCCCUCAUUACCAUAUCUGGAUUUCCUUCGUCUGGAAAGUCGAGACGGGCUCACCAGAUCAAAGCACACCUAGAGUCUCGGAUGCAAGAACCCAGUUAUUCGGGGCCGAGGUUGAAAGUCUCGAUAAUCUCUGAUGACGAGUUGAACAUCGAUCGCAGCGUAUACGGCGAUGGCCGACUGGAAAAACCCGCUCGAGCGGCUCUCUUCACUGCGAUGCAGAGGAGAAUGGGACAAGAUACAAUCCUCGUCGUCGAUACGAUGAACUACAUCAAAGGCUUCCGUUACCAGAUGUACUGCGCCGCAAGGGAGAUGAAAGUACGAGUUUGCACAGUCUAUGUGGUUGCCACCCCAGACGAUUGCAAAGAGUGGAACGCGUCAAGAGACGACGGUAAACAAUACCCUCCAGAUAUAUUAGAUAAUUUGAUCCAUCGUUACGAGGAACCGUCGUCCAUGGUCAGAUGGGACUCCCCACUAUUGACAGUUCCAUGGACAGACGACGAUGUCCCAGUAGACGACAUUUGGAAGGCUGUCACGGAGGGCACAGUCAAACCACCCAAUGCCGGCACACAAGCGGUCCCGAAAGCCCCCACGGACGCACUCAGAACGCUAGAAAACACAGCAACUGCCAUGGUCUCUGCGAUCAUGGCGGAACAAGCUGCAUCGCAACUGUCCGGUGGACCGAUAACACUCGCGCUUAGCCCAACGCUCAGACCUCGUAUCACACUUCCUCCGCGCAAUGUUACCCUCUCUGAGCUGCAGCGGCUAAAGCGACAGUUCGUCACUGUACACAAGAAGGCCAUCACCCUGGGCACGAUCGAGAAGGGACAGGUGGACUGGAGCGAGGAGAGCGUUGCCGACAAAUUCGCUGCCUACGUCGAAGGAAAUCUCAGACCAUGA